GGCUGUAACAUGUAACAUUUAAAUUGUUCCAUCAAAAACGUCAGUGUUACUUACACAGUGUCCGAGUAUAGACAUAUAUGAUGUCGCUCCAAAUAGCUGCUGCUGCAUACAUUUAUAUUCAUCUCGCUCUGAAGAAAAACAGUAAAAGACGAAGACGAUGGUGGACAACGCAUUUAUAUACUCGACGUGAAGAGACAGGAGGAAACACUUUAUUACAAGAUUUAAGGACACAAGAAAUAAAUGGACAAUUUCAAAAUUUUAUGAGAAUGACAUCAACAGAUUUUGAUUUUCUUAUAAAUUUGAUUGGGCCUAAAAUUGUUAAAAGUGAAACAAUUUUAAGAAAACCGAUAUCAGUGCAGGAAAGGCUAGCAGUAACUCUAUGAUUUCUAGUAACUGGCGAAUCAUUCACAAGUUUACAAUAUUUGUUUCGAAUGUCAAAACAAGUUAUAAGCAACAUAGUGCCUGAAGUGUGUGAAGCAAUUAUUGAU
Molecule: messenger RNA, 488 nt
Organism: Myzus persicae (green peach aphid)
Lineage: Eukaryota; Metazoa; Arthropoda; Insecta; Hemiptera; Aphididae
Exons: 1
Coding region: 78-383 (101 amino acids)
Source: RefSeq, a predicted model, not a curated record